Molecule: messenger RNA, 1534 nt
Organism: Moneuplotes crassus
Lineage: Eukaryota; Ciliophora; Spirotrichea; Euplotida; Euplotidae
Source: the annotation of a GenBank genome assembly
GUCAUGAAUAAAAUAUUAAUUUAACUAUCGGACUAUAUUCAUAAACUGAUGAUCAAUAGACUAGUCGUGAUUAUUAUUCUUGCAGCUGGAGUCUCAUUAGUAAUGGGAUAUGCUUACACUACUUUUGCAUACUUUCCAAAGCUGGCUCAUGACAGAGAUUUGAGCCAGAGCUUGGUUGGACUGACCAUUGGACUAAACUCUUUGCCGUUUAUGAUAUUCUCAAUUGCAUCUCCAUUUUUAAUGAAGAAAUUUGGAAGGAAGACUUAUCUGGCUGUUUCACAACUCUCCCUUACAGUGGGUGUUUUCAUAUUUGCCACCUUGGACUUUGUGAAGAAUAAACAAAUCUUUCUUACUCUUAGUGUUUUGAGCAGGCUAAUAGUAGGGGCAGGAAUGAGUUCUUAUACGACUGCAGCCUAUUCCUACACAACAAUUCUGUACAAGGACAAUAUUCAGAAAGGAAUUGGAAGAAUUCAAGCAGGCAUUGGAAUUGGUCCAAUCGUGUGUCUUUUGGCAAGCACCUUCAUUUUUAAAUGGUUUGGCUUCUUUGUAACAUUUGCUGUAAUUUCUGCCUGAAUGCUGAUUGUCACCCUAAUUAUCGUCAUUUUUGUACCUGAUAUUAAAGAUGAAGCAGAACAAGAGCAAGAAGAAACUCCAAAAUCAAUGACUUAUAAAUCUUGGCAUAUUUUUAGAGACUUGAGGAUAAUCGGAUGUAUCAUUGGUGCAGGGUUAGCAAUGUUGCUGAUUGAUGCUCCGUCUGCAUUGGUGGCAGAUAGGUUCGAAGAAUUAAAACUUCCAGAGUAUCUAAAAGGUUUAACCUUCUUGUUCUCCAAUGUUCCUUUUACCUUUACUUCUUUGGUUCUUCAUAGAUUCACAAAGAUAAGUCACAGAAAGAUAAUAAUCUGAUUCGGCUGGAUCUUUUUGGCAAUUGGAUUUUUGUUGAUUGGACCAUCAGGCUUAUUUCACUUCCCUGAAAGAGUUUGGCUGAUCCUUUUUGGGUUUUCUUUCUUUGGUAUCUCCUACGCAAGUUUAAUAGUUACCAAUAUUCCUCUGAUGCAAGAAUAUGCUUCUCAAUACGAAAUUAAAGAUGAUAAUAUGAGUGAAACUAAGAAGGAGCAACAAGAAUUUGAUUACAAAACAACAACAGGUUAUAUCUCUGGAGCCUUUAAUCUCUCCUUUGGACUUGGAACAAUGUUAGGACCACUAAUAUCCCCUCGUAUUUCUGCCGGAAUUGGAUAUAGAGGAUUUACCGAUCUAUUUUCAGGUAUCUCAAUCUUAUCUUUACUGAUUUUCAUUACUUUUAAUUUAUUACACUUAUGCCAAAACCCUAAACAACUGAGAAAUCAAAGAGACCCCUUAGAAAAAGCCAUGAACACUUCAGAAAACAUCUCUAAACCCGAAGAAGAUAUCUCCAACCGUGAAUCCUUACUAAAAUCUUACGAUACAUCCUAACCUUCUUCCUAAAAGUGCUCCUAAACACAUCAAAAAUCCCUUGACCCACCCAUUUCCAAGUGAAAUCUCCAAUUUCCUUAAUUCA